Molecule: messenger RNA, 339 nt
Organism: Pestalotiopsis fici W106-1
Lineage: Eukaryota; Fungi; Ascomycota; Sordariomycetes; Amphisphaeriales; Sporocadaceae
Exons: 2
Coding region: 1-339 (112 amino acids)
Biological process (GO): mitochondrial translation
Cellular component (GO): mitochondrial small ribosomal subunit
Molecular function (GO): structural constituent of ribosome
Source: RefSeq, a predicted model, not a curated record
AUGACUGGAACGCACAAGCCCAUGCGGCUCCCACCGCUCAAGGUUCUGCGCGUCAAGAACCCAAACCGCCAGGGCGAGAAGCCGUGCAUGGCUAUGAUGUCCUCGGUCCUCGUCCCUUUUGCCCCCCACUUUGUUCGAUGGAAACGCUCACUAACGUCGGGGGCUCUCGAAAUAGCAUGCUGGGCUUCGGCAGGAUACAACACGGCCGGUUGCGCACAGAUGGAGCAGGCCCUUCGAGCGUGUAUGGAUGGCCCGCAGCCCUCGGGGGGCCGGAGGAGCGAGAUCAACUACCACUUGUCGAGAUUCCAGUCGAGGGUUGCUGGUGUCAAGAAGCCUUAA